GAGGAGACCCUAACAGUUAGUAAGGUAUCUAACUUAAUUACUAAAAAGGAGGGUAGUAGUUGUGAGGAUAGCAAGACACCUGCGAAGAGGGUGCGCGCAGAGAGGCGCUGCAGCUGUUGCAGCAAGAUUAGGCAUAACUCCCACACCUGCAAGGUAGAAAUAGAGGAUAUAGAUAAUAGCGAUGCUUAUAAAUAA
Messenger RNA from Didymella exigua CBS 183.55, 195 nucleotides. RefSeq lists its product as uncharacterized. NCBI's taxonomy places the organism in Eukaryota, Fungi, Ascomycota, Dothideomycetes, Pleosporales, Didymellaceae. The record is from RefSeq and is a predicted model, not a curated record. The annotation marks the transcript as partial. The transcript has a single exon.